AUGUUUUUGGUGAGUUGCACAUAUGUCUUUGCUGCUGUCAAUGAUAAUAACACCCGUUAUGUUGCUAUCUUCUAUUUUGCAAACUGGGGUGAAACCAUGUAUUCAUCUGAUGCACUUUCUCCGAAAACAGACGAUGCCUGGAUUAUGAAUGGACAAACACCUGCUUUCAGUCCGUAUGACAUUUCUAAUUUCUGGGGUAAACCACAAUUUGCCGCCAGUCAUGGUGAUGGUUCUAUUAAAAAUAAUUACCGUUUCUAUUUUAAUAAUGAUACAGCCCAAACAAAUAAUGCUUUACUUGACUGGCACGCGGAUUUACUAACGGAAGCCGGUGUAGACCUAGUAAUACUUGAUUUCACGAACGGUGCUAGCGAUUUUCCUCAUGGCCCUACAUAUGUAUCGGCGACGGUCGCCUUAUGCAAUAGGUGGCAAUGGCGUUUAGAGCAACAACUUCCCAUACCUAAAAUUGCAUUUUUUGUAAAAGAUGAAAAUGCGCUCGUUACGGUGGAGAACAAGUUUUUUAAUAAGUAUAAUAGUGAUAUGUUUUUCAGUUACCUCAAUAAAAAGUUAUUGUUGGUAGCACAACCUGAUCCCAACUUCGGGCCAAGUGAUCAUAGGCAGCCCGCCGUACCUACUACUGGUAGUUUUGCCAAGUACACCGCCAGACACUGCUGGGGAUUGGAUACUACUGGCAGUUACUGGCAGUUUAAAGUCAAUUCUCGCACACCGCCAUCCGCUUUUUACUAUAAUGGUCAGCCAGAGCAAAUGUGCGCACCAGUUGCCACCCAAUCCACCUAUAUGACUAUGGAUGGUAUUAACCCUUAUGCCGAAGCACAAGGUCGUCAGAAUGGUUCUUACUUUAGAACCUAUAUGGCUGCCGCUACAGCAACGAAACCAAAAUUUAUCCUCAUCCAUUCGUGGAACGAAUGGACUGCUGCUAACUGGAACACGCAAAGUGUUCCUCAUUUUGUUGACCAAUGGAUCACUGAGUACAGUUCAGAUAUUGAGCCUAUGUACGGUGGUCAUCGAUUACUACCAAUCACUUUUUAUGUUCAAGUUCUAACGCAAUCAUGUGGUCACGACACAUGGUCAUCUGGCAGUUUGCCUAACAAUUCGUUCGUCGAACAAGAAAAGGAAGAAGAAAAGGAAAACAUGCAACAAUCAGCAACUGAGGAUGAACUUUCCACAGCUAGAAAAGUUGACGUCAAGGACGAAGAUUAUUCUCCACCACCAGAAGAUGGCACAAACGAAUUUUCCAACAAAGAGAUACUAUCUGUAAUUGGGGAUUUGUUCACAUUGUGUUCACAACAAUGCAGCCGACAAUAUUUGAGUACAUUAUUGUACAUGUUACUCCGUUAUGUGAACAUGCCUUGGAGAGAAUGCGACAAAAUUUUUCGUGUUAGUGGAUCCAUGCGGUGUCAGUCGGCCAGUGAAUGGGCACAAUUAUAUUUGAACGAUUUUGAAGAGUUCACAGCUGAACACAGAGGAGGCAAACCGACAGACAGUUUCUGGGACGUUUUUCAAAGUUUAGAGGUUGAAAGCCGAGCAUUUGUUGUCGAGGAAUAUUCAAAGAAAAGUAGUGCAUUCAAGACAGCCGAUUUAGCGGCGUUCAUUGACCAGCGGUACUACGAAAUUAAUAGUUUGAAGAAGACAACUGAUGAAUUGAUUCGAUCCGUCGAAAUGUGUCGUUUAGACAAGGGGGAAAAAGCAUACUUCUGUACUUCUGGUACUUCUCCGUACUUCUUGAUACUUCUUCGUACUUUUUUGUACUUCUCCGUACUUCUGAAGUACGAAGUACGAAAUACGAAAUCCCGUAUUUCGUACUUCGUACUUCAGAAGUACGGAGAAGUACCAGAAGUACAGAAGUAUGCUUUUUUCCCCUUGCGUUUAGAUAUGAAAAGAUGGGGUGCUCGAAAUGAAGAAAACAAAAACAGGUCAUAUUUCGAAGGUCACGAGAGGCCCGACGUAGUCAAGCAUCGAAAUGAAUUUGUGCAAUAUUUUUUAAUGAGAAAAAAUAAUUAUUACACACUGAGUGACGAUGAAGACCCGCAAUGGGUCAAACCGACCACAUCAGAUCCUAUUUCACACGAUGAAAGUACCUUUCGCAGUGGCGAAAUUAGUCCCCGCCGAUGGAUCAUUGAUGAUUGUGCCCGUUUGUUUAACAAGGGACAUGACCGUAGUCAAAUGCAUGGUCCAGCACCUUUCGUCGCCAUAUUUUGA
Didymodactylos carnosus is the source of this 2217-nucleotide messenger RNA. NCBI's taxonomy places the organism in Eukaryota, Metazoa, Rotifera, Eurotatoria, Philodinida, Philodinidae. The record is from the annotation of a GenBank genome assembly.